AUGGAGGUGGAGGAACUGAGUGGACCUCAGUCCAUCAGAAUCAAUGAACCUUAUAGAUUCAUCAGCAUCUCAGAGGGAGGAAUAUACAGCUGCAGAGGAAGAAGAGGAGAUCCAGUUUUCUACACUGAAAGCAGCAAUAAAGUCUCUGUAAGGAAAACUGUUUCCAUUAAACCUACUGUGACUCUGCAACACAACUGGUCUCCAAUAUUCAGAGGAGAGACAGUCACUCUGAGAUGUGAGAUCCAUGGAGGUGGAGGAACUGAGUGGACGUAUGAAUGGAGACCAACAAGCAGAAACUCUGAAACAUUCAAUGAAUCCAGGACCAUAAGAGCAGACAGUGACUCCUACAGCUGCAGAGGAAGAAGAAACUAUGAGUUAACUCAAUGGAGUGAUUCUUUUUCAUUAACUGUUGCAGAAAAACCAAGAGCCAAACUGACAGCAGAGGAAACCAUCAUACCAGCAUGGGGCAGUAUAACACUGACCUGCUCUGUGCCCAGCUCUGCUGGAUGGAAGUUUUACUGGUUCAGACAGGAGUCAUUGUAUCAUGCAGCUCAGUCCAUCAGAAUCAAUGAACCUGAUAGAUUCAUCAGAGUCUCAGAGGGAGGAAUAUACAGCUGCAUAGGAGGAAGAGGAGAUCCAGUUUUCUACACUGAAAGCAGCAAUAAAGUCUCUGUAAGGAAAACUG
Molecule: messenger RNA, 685 nt
Organism: Cyprinodon variegatus (sheepshead minnow)
Lineage: Eukaryota; Metazoa; Chordata; Actinopteri; Cyprinodontiformes; Cyprinodontidae
Exons: 4
Biological process (GO): cell surface receptor signaling pathway
Molecular function (GO): transmembrane signaling receptor activity
Source: RefSeq, a predicted model, not a curated record